AUGUCUACCAAACCCUCUGAAACAGACCCUUGGGGCUCUAGCCCAGGUCAAACCUCUGGCUCUCCCUCAGCCUCGGGUGGAAAUGAUACCCCGAACGAGGUCGAGAUGAAGAGCUUACGCCCCGACCCUCCCAAAGGCUCAAUUCCCCUGGGCGAGGAUGUGAUGCAAUUGGCGCGAAUGGGUGAAAUUGGCGCCAUGCAGAACCUCUUCACAGCUAAGAAAUUUACCGCGAAUCAUCGCGACGCCGAGGGCAUUACGCCUUUGCACUGGGCCGCCAUCAACAACCAAUAUGCGAUGUGUAAAUUCCUUAUCGACUCCGGAGCCGACGUCAACGCCAAGGGAGGAGAAUCAGUCGCAACACCCGCCAUGUGGGCCGCGCAACGUUGCCACUACUACAUCGUCAACCUCCUCCUCCAAAGCGGUGGAGAUCCCCUCCUCACCGAUGUCCAAGGCUACAAUAUCCUUCACCUGGCCACCAUUGACGGCAACGCGUUCUUGGUUGUGCUUCUCCUGCACCAGGAGAUCCCCGUGGACGUGGUGGACCAGCAAGGACACACUGGACUGAUGUGGGCUGCGUACAAGGGAUACCCCGUAUGCGUGGACUUGUUCCUGCGCUGGGGCGCCAAUGCGAACGCCGUGGACGAAGGUGGUCUGACCCCGCUCCACUGGGCUUUGGUCAAGGGCUCAAUGCCUUCCGUUCUCAAGCUGCUGGAAUACGGCGCUGAUCGCUUUGCGAAGACCCGUGAUGGAAAGUCGCCUGCGACUGUCGCACAGGAAAUGAACACCACGCGCGUUUGGUACCGAUCGCUCAACGAGCGCGGUUUCGAGCCUGAUGGGUCCCAGAAGGUGGUGCCUAUGGGACUGUCGAGCUUUGUGCGCAACAAGAGCAUCAUGGCCAAGUUCUUCUUCUUGUGGCCUUGGCUGACAAUUCUGCUGGCGCUAUGGAUGUUAAGUCAUCUUGCGAUCUUCAUGUCUGUGCCUCUGGUGUUGGUGACCGUGUUUGGAAUGCAAUACGUUGCGCAGCAACUUGCGAACAAGGGCCCGGCGGAGUAUCGCAUCUUGCAGAAGACACCCUAUCUUGCGGGUGUGUUUGCUGGAACGUUGUUCUGGGUUGGACUUCGGUAUGCGUUCAAGGUGUUACCUGCAACUUACUCUUCGAACCCGAUCUUGAACAUCAUGUUUGCGGUGUUCUUCUGUGCUACCGCGUACUUCUACACUAUCUCUAUGGUCCAGGAUCCGGGCUAUGUUCCGAAAUUGAGCAGCAGGAAUCAGCAGAGAGAGGUUGUCAAAGAGCUAUUCGAGCUGUGGAAGUUUGACGAGGAGAACUUCUGUAUCCCUUGCAUGACGAGAAAGCCACUUAGAAGCAAGCACUGCCGACGCUGUGGACGCUGCGUUGCGAAGCAUGAUCACCACUGCCCAUGGAUUGAUAACUGUGUCGGAUCCAACAACCUCCGCCACUUUGUACUCUACAUUGUGUCUCUCCAGGUUGGAAUCAUCCUAUUCGUACAGCUGACCGUCGCAUAUAUCCAAUCACUCCCCGCUCCCAGCAAUGCUACAUGUAACGUGAUCAACGACGUCCUGUGCGACUACGCCUCUCGCGAUACCUUCACCCUAGUCCUCAACAUUUGGAUCUCCCUCCAGCUCGUCUGGGUCACGAUGCUGUGCGCCGUCCAGCUCGUCCAAAUCUCCCGCAACCAGACCACCUACGAGAACAUGCGUGGUCACCACAUCGACCGAUCCUACCCCAGCUCCCAAGCCUUUGCAUCCGCCAUGACCGCCGGCACCACCUCCAUGGAAGCGGCCGGCUUCUCCGCCGCCGGACAAGGCCCCAACCCCGCCCUCCGCGGGCCCCCAGCACCCCGCCGCAAACACGGCUGCCUCGCGCAGUGGUCUUCCCUCCUCGGCGUGGAUGCCUUCUGGACCACCGCCAAGGAUGGCCUUCGCGAUGGUCCGCAGGCCGCUCGUCCCCGCAACCCCUUCUCCCGGGGCGUGGUUACGAACUGCCGCGACUUCUGGUGCGACCCUGCGCCUCUGUUCGGCAAGCGCAACCCGGGCUCUGGGAUGCUGGGCGGUGAGGUUGUCAACUAUCACGAUAUGUACGAAACCCCGAUGCGCAUGCACACCGGGCGAAGCGAGGGAGCUGGCUACCGCGGCAUUGCUGGCGAGGACCCCGAUCAUGCGGUGUAA
Molecule: messenger RNA, 2187 nt
Organism: Penicillium brevicompactum
Lineage: Eukaryota; Fungi; Ascomycota; Eurotiomycetes; Eurotiales; Aspergillaceae
Product: ankyrin repeat domain-containing DHHC palmitoyltransferase family protein
Exons: 4
Coding region: 1-2187 (728 amino acids)
Biological process (GO): protein palmitoylation
Cellular component (GO): Golgi membrane
Molecular function (GO): palmitoyltransferase activity; protein binding
Source: RefSeq, a predicted model, not a curated record